UGGGACGCCACUCGAUACCUUCAGUCGCUUGAAUUAAUAUCUAAUCUGUUCAUUAGCUAGUGGUCGAUCAGACAAGGGAGAAGCCGGAUCUGCUGCCCCAGAUCACUCGAAGUUCGAUACGUCAAAUAUACGUGUAACAAAGAUUCUCAUUCACCCCAUCAAGGUGUGUGACGCUGAUUUCCGCUUUGUUAGCUGUGUUGAUUUUGUAGAGCUGUAAGGGCACUUCUGUUCCAGAGGCAAAUUACACUCUUCACGGAUUGGAUAAUGAUCGUAGAUGGUGCAUAAUAAAGACACAUAAUAAUGCAGUCGUGACUGCCCGAGAUGUGGCUAAGAUGGUUCUUAUACAUCCUCGUAUCAUUCCGGCCUCAUCUUCAGAGGCUGGCCGGCUCGAGGUGUCUUUCCCAAAGGAGUCGGGCUGUGAGGCCUUCUCCGUACCAUUAAACCCCACCGAGGAACAACUUCAGGAUUGGGAAAAUCUCAAUAUAUCAUUGUGGGGCAAGGAUGACAUCGAGGGGUACGUAUGCCAGACCAACAUAGGAAGGUCACCCUCAGAGAUACUUUCGGAAUAUAUGGGGAUGCCAGUACACUUGGCUGUGAGGGGCUCACGCCGGCGGAACUGUCCGCCGACUCUACGGUUUCCCAACCUAGAUGCACCCUCAUAUUUUCAGGAUGGGUACCCUUUAUUGAUAGUGUCCGAGGAAAGUGUCGCGGCCGCGCAGGAGCAGAUCAGAGGGAUGGUGGGCCUGCAGGGCAUAGAGGAAAGGUGGUCUAGCGACACUUUACAGGUAGAAAGGUUCCGCCCCAACAUAGUGAUUAAAGGAGCCGGCGCACCUUUCUUCGAGGAUAUACUCACCGAAUUCACUAUCGAUUCCCAUCACGAACCUGUCGAAGGGGCAUCGUCAAUCGUUCGGCUUGUGCGUAAAUGCACUCGUUGCGUGCUGCCAAAUGUACAUCCCGAGACCGGUGUACGUGACAAGGCCGUGCCAUUAAAAGUUUUGAUGAAGCAUAGAAGAGGCCUGGAUCCCGAGCGGCCUAGGUUACCCUGUAUGGGGUGCAAUGGAGUUUUCACCGCGAAUGGCGUGGUGAAGGUCGGUGAUUGGAUCCACGUAUGUGAGACGGGAUUCGUUUGACUUGAGCCAUCUUUGAAGGUGUUGUCGUGUUUCAUUUUUAAUCAACUCUUGCGUAUUACCACAUAGUCUGGCUUCAACGCCAAAUAGAGAUCCUGAUUUGAUUUAUGGUAGACAUUAUGAAAUGCCUGCGAUAGUUCCUUAUGCUACUCUUGGUAGCGCAUGAUGCACCAAUGGUUGCC
Suillus plorans is the source of this 1309-nucleotide messenger RNA. RefSeq lists its product as uncharacterized. Gene Ontology annotation, molecular function: pyridoxal phosphate binding; molybdenum ion binding; catalytic activity. The record is from RefSeq and is a predicted model, not a curated record. The transcript is spliced from 6 exons. Bases 333 to 1130 code for a protein of 265 amino acids. Lineage: Eukaryota; Fungi; Basidiomycota; Agaricomycetes; Boletales; Suillaceae.